AUGUCACUAUACUCUCGAUUGUGUGUGCUAUCACGGUGGCGGGCAUUGAGGUCGUUCCAUAUCCCACCAUCGCUGGGCCGCCAUGUCUCCAUCGACGUCAACUCGAGAGCUUCAUAUACCGAGCCCACUCCGUCCCACCUGGUCAGGUUCGCUCUGACAGGUACCACGAAACCUUCUCACAAUGAUGUCUCCAAUCCUGAGCUUGACAAGCACCUCUCGGAUAUAUUUCUCGGUGAUUGGCCCUUGGUGUCUCUACCACCACCUUUUUGGAGCUCUUCUGGUCGAGAACCACAAAGCCCCGAUGAAAUCGCAUCGUUCAAAGCCCUGAAGCAUGACGUACGAAACCUGCGUCACUUACAGGUAUUCAUUGAAAGAACUGUAAAUGAAACAGAGGGCAGUCUACUUUUACAGACACAAUCCUGCGCCCUUUUAGCGAAAGCGCUAAAUCGUUGCCAGCGAAAGAAUUCCUACGGCGAGAUCCUCACGGCGCUCAAUGCUAUCAUCACAAGACUGGAGAAAAUGAGACUACCGCGUACGAGUAAUCUCUACUUUUUGGGGAUGUACUAUGCUGCACUCUCAUUGUCUGCGCCGGCUCUUGAAAGGUUUCUGGAUGGGUACCUUUCCGUUGGCCUGUGGCCCCUGGACAGCCUCGCAAGUGAAUCUAUAGUGAAUGCGCUCCUCAAUGCCCUUCACUAUAAGAGGUUCCGUGAGGUUACUAUUGAUACGGACGCGAUACUGGAAUUGAUUGAGGGAGACAAGCAACGAAGGAAGAGAAACCUUCACGAUCUGCUGUCCUGGGGCGAUUCUGCCGGCCCAGCAAUGCAUCGUGGGCAUUAUCUUUGUUUACUCGCGAAAUUGCGGAGCAGAGACCUUCUAUCUGAAGUCUGGAGGCAAGCAAUGUGGAGACUUUCGCCAAGCGCUUCCCCUGAAAUGUACCAAUGUAUGUACUCUUGUAUAGUGACUCUGUUGGAAAGUGGUGAUGUUCUCCGAGCUAUGGAUUACUUGCAAGAAGUGUCGAAAAACUCCCAGGAAAUGCUUCCUGGUAUCUCCGAGUUCAAAGACGUCAACAUGCUGCUUGAGUCAGAAGUUAUUGGUCCUCUGUUACCUCGGAUGGCAGGUGAGAAAGAGUACUUGAAGCUUCUUGAGGCCCAAUUAAUACAGAUCGAGCACAAGCUGGGUCUCAGUUGGGAUUCUGAAGGCCCCUAUCACACGAAUAUAGGUGAUCCGCACUCGAUAAUAUCUGAUAUACCUCUCUUUAAUAUCGAUGGUGACAGCACAGGCUAUGAGAGCGUUGCACGCUUGAUUACCGAAACCAACGCCUCCGGAUGCUCCAGGUCAGCGACAGAUCUCGGCAAGAUUGCAGAACUGCUUGAAGAACACGAGGGAGACGUUAUUCCUGUAUCUUUGCCAUCAACUGAAGGCCAGGAUAUGGAGUAUGCCUGGUUUCCCCGAUAUUCUCCAGUUCACUGUUCGGGGGCCUCUCCAUCUGCUGGGAAAGAGGGUACUGAGCCAUGGACACCUUCAACGUUAGGCUUAGUCCGUGUCAGCUGCGAUAGCAGUGGAUCCCCUCUCGAGCGCUCCAUUCAUGUGAUGCAGCUUGGUCGCUUGGCAAGGAGAGCCAGAUGUCCACAUGAUCAGGAUCCAAGCUAUGAUAUUCCUUGGGAAGAGACCGAGCAUAUGAUUGCGUGGGAUCGUGUCUAUGGCCAGCUCAUCGCUGUAUACGUUGGACCAAGCGACGAGCCUAUUGAGAGUCGCAUAGAGUCACGAGCUGCACGAGCGCGAUCUGGUAUUGAGGCGAUCACCACAGUCUUUCUUCAUGGUGAUACGGCGCCAACUUCUCAGGGUGAUCUGAUAUCUUUUAUUGGAAAUGCGUCUAUGCAUUAUUACAUCGAGGAAGAUCUAAGUCCGGACCUCAUGCUAUAA
This is a messenger RNA of Aspergillus eucalypticola CBS 122712, 1923 nucleotides long. RefSeq lists its product as uncharacterized. The record is from RefSeq and is a predicted model, not a curated record. The coding region runs from base 1 to 1923 and encodes 640 amino acids. Lineage: Eukaryota; Fungi; Ascomycota; Eurotiomycetes; Eurotiales; Aspergillaceae. The transcript has a single exon.